CUCGUACCAAAUUUAAAGUAACCUCGGCAAGCUGGAUCGACUUCUUCAAUACCAGACUCUGCCACAGGAGAAAGAUUUGAUUGAAGUCCAUUCCUAUGCAUUUGUAACCAUUUAUUUACCUCAUUUCCUCUCUCGGAAACGAGGUAUUCAACUUUCGAGAUGCCCUGGGCACGAAUCGAGCAUGAUUUCGAAAGUCUUCCGGGAUUUGGAAAGUGAAAACUCUUCAAUUUCAUUUUCCAGCUGGAAGAGAGAAACGGCCGACAUCCACAGGUAUAAGAAACGGAGAGAAAGGUCAAGAAUUGCGCAUCCAGUUAUUGAAAUGGAAAAGCAGAAGUCAGAUGUUCGCUUACUACUGUCUGAAGAACUCGAAGCCAUACGCUCCAAGAUUGUAAAAGGAGAGCUCGUGCUCUUUGUUGGCGAGCAAGUAUCGACUUUAGUCAGUACGGAUAAGCAUGACCCCUCAUUGGAUGACUGGUGGCAAAUUCUCAAUAAUUCUGAGAAAGGCACGAAUGCACUUCUCGAUCUCGAAGACAAGUUUCUGAGAGAUCUUCAGCAGGCACCGUCACGUGUUCACAAUGCCCUACGGAAUGUUGGGAAGUUUCCUCUCAUCAUAACCACCAAUAUGGACGAGUUGCUAGAGCGCUUUCUCUGGAAGACUGGGAACGGUGGCGAGAAACUGCGACUGGACCAGAUUUCCUGUCUCUCCCAGUCCUGGCCAGAUCUGCGUAGAGAUUUGAUCAUCAAGUGUUUUGGGGAUUGUGGUUUUAACGUGCGGGCGUUGCGAAGUAGCAAGAAGUACUUUGAAGACUUCUGCACCACUCUUGAAGGUCCUGAAGUGGAAUUAAUGCAGCAAAUAUUUAAUGAGAGAUCUGUGCUGUUUCUUGGCUGUGAUCCCGAGCGCCCAGAGUACAAGAAUUUCUUCCAAAAAUUUGCAGUUAAUGCCAAGUUUAAACAUUACAAGUUUGAGUCUUACCAGGACUCAGACCUUCAUGAAAAUGGAAAUCUCCUAACCUUAAAGGCAAACAUACAACCCUGGGAAUUCGUGCAGUUCUUGAGUACAGGAACUAUCCAAGCAGAAAUACAACCAGGACAGGUGUACGAAAGAUCCUACCUGCGGACCCAGAGGGAAGAAUAUCUCAAGCAACAGCUCGCACUGGAGAUAAAGGCCUCGGAGAUAAUAUUUCACACCAUUAAUAUAACAAACGCAUUGUCGCCUGACGAGUACUUUGAAAAGAUUUCACGUCCCACCAUACAAGACAUAUUCGCGAAAGAUCCCUUUGGCGUUUACUCUGAGGAGAAGGUUCAGCGGACGUUGGAUGCAAUGAAAGGAAGGCGUGACAAUCUAAUAAAGCUUAUAACUGAAUCAAAAACCAGCGUCACUGCCUUGUUCUUCUACCACGGAGUGAAGAACGAGAUAGGAGGAUGGAAGCAAGUAGAGAAGGUACCUCCUCCGUCUGAAAAGGAAAAAGAGAAAAUCCUGCAAAAGUGCAAGAUUUCCAUCAGUAAAUACGCAAAGGCCGUUCUACUUUGUAAGUCGUUCAUGCGAAGUAAUAGCACCUUGGAAAUUCUCAUUGUUGGUGAUGAGGAAACUUACCAAGUGCAGGAGGUCGAGAAGGAAACCUUUGCUCUCAUCCGCCUCAGAGGGGGAACAGAUGAAGCUAUUUGCUACGCUGAAACAGCCUCAUCUCCCGAAGAUAGAAAAUUCGCCGCUCAACUCAUUAACAUAAACGGGGAUGAGGUGUUGAAUAAACGAAAGGUGUACGAGAGAAGCCGUGCAAACGCCUGGAACAACGAAGAUUCCAUUCUGAAACUCGCCACAGCGAUUAUGAAAGAAAACGCACAGAUGAAAGAAAAAUUCAACAUUGAUGCAGUUGAAAAAAAAGACCUGGAGGCAUUAGAAACAUUGACUCGCAUAAGCCAGAAAGUGAUCAGUAAGCUGGACCCAGGCUAUCUCGAUCCACUAGGUGAAGGCAGCUUUGGCCAGGUUUUCAGAGCGAAGAAGGACGGUCAUGAUGUGGCUGUAAAGAUCCUGAAGAACAUCCAGAGUCGCAAACAAAUAGAGGACUUUGAACGAGAAGUGGACACACUGAGGGAGGCAAAGCAUCCUAAGAUUGUAAAGGUGCUUGAAUGCAUCUCUAUCCAGAAUCAGCUGGCAAUUGUGAUGGAGUUCAUGGCGGGAGGAAAUCUUAAAGCAUAUCUGGAGAAAAACCAUGGAACCGGACAGGGGAAAGAUUUUGCCGUCAGAUUCUUAGAGGAUAUUGGCUCUGCAAUUGAGCAUCUUCACUCGCUCAAUAUCAUGCAUAGAGACGUUAAACCUGAAAACAUUUUUCUGUCAGCUGACCACUCAGUACUCAAACUCGGAGACUUUGGUCUUGCUCGCGCAACUGAAGGGACACGUCAAACAAAAACCCAGAUUGGCUCGUAUCGCUACAUGGCGCCUGAAGUGGUCAGCAGUGGGGGACAUUACUCCAAGAAAGCUGAUGUUCACAGUUUUGGUUUGUGUCUGAUUGAAGUGCUGAGUGGUAAGGAAGUGUUUGAUAACAUACUGCAGCAUGAAACGGUGUUCAACAAGAAAAUGGCUGGAGAAAAUCCGACCAUUCCGGGUAUUUCUGUUGAAGAAUUUGGAGAGGAACUUGCCUUAAAGCUCAAGAAAAUUAUGGUCGAGUGUCUGAAGCCAGAGAAAUCACGUCCCGAGAUGCAUUUUGUUCUCAACAUACUGAGAGGGAAAAUAUCCACACGCAAAAAUUCAGUGGAGCUGUACUGCGUUGGAACUGGGACAGGCACAACAGCCGUCCUUCAUGGCCAGCCAAGCUCCUCUGCAAUUGUAUUUCACAAAGGGAAACCUUUGCUUAUGGCGGAUGUUGGAGCCGGUGUCGUCAAAGCUUGUAGGGAGAGACUUGCUUACAACGAGUUCCCAAGGAAUGUUUUUAUCACACACAACCACCUGGAUCAUGCUGGUGAACUGCCUUUGCUCUUCGUAUUCGAGAGCAAGCGGAGAUAUUUGGCUGGCGAACCUCGCUUGAGGGUGCUGUCAGGCCCAGAGGUGCAACAAAAACUGAAGACACACAGAUUGGACGAGAUGCUCAGUCUAUAUACACCAGAACAAGUUGCAGACUGGCUGGCGUGUGAACAAGAUGGAAGUCCAACCUACUUGGAUGAUGAUAAACAGUUUUUUAUCAAAACUUACAAGACGCUUCAUAGCGAAAUCUGCUAUGGAUUUGUGCUCUACUUCAAAGAGGAACCAAUUCUUGGUUACUGCGUAGACUCUGGCUUCAGGGAGGACGUGUUCGAGUUCUUCUUCCAGGCCUCCACCGUGAUUGUUGAUGCGAGGGACAAGGGCACUGAGGAACACGCUUCGUUUGCAGAGGUUGUUGAAUACGUUCAGAGAAUUCAGCCUUCAGACACCAAGGUGUACAUAACUGGAUACGGUGUCGACGCAGAGUACCCGGAGGAAGGACUGACAGGAGUAGAACAACUGCGAGCGGAUCAAUACAUCACACUCUGGGAUGAAGAAACCAGUGGCCGUUAGUUCUAAAAACCAAAUCAAGUUCCUCUAGGAUGAAUAACAAGCGCUCCCAUUUUAAAUGAAGUUUACCAAAAAUCUCAUUUCAUGCUCUUUAAUAAUAGGGAGACCGUAUUUAUUUUAGUGAAGUCUUUAAUUUGUUAUGAUUAGAGAUAUAUUUGUAUAUUUCCGGUCGGUUUUUGGAUGUGAAAUUUAAAGCCAAAUCACAAUCGUUAACUUUGAGAAAACCACAAGAUAUGAAAAGGAAGACCGAAGAAUAAAGAAAGAACGGGAGUGGAUUUUGGUGGAGAUCAGUGGAUGAGGAUAAUAAACGAAGAACUUUUAAAAUGGUUUGAGAAUAGUAAAACGAAUUGAUUCAACGUUUCGUAGUCAUCCUGAUGUCACCUUCGAGAUAGCAAACGGAAAGAAACUAAUUGUAUGGUGCAAAAAAUGAAAAUUUAAAGUUAGUGUUCAGCCAAUAAAAUGUAACACUUUAAAUGUAAA
Messenger RNA from Pocillopora verrucosa, 4006 nucleotides. RefSeq lists its product as uncharacterized. Gene Ontology annotation, molecular function: ATP binding; protein kinase activity. Lineage: Eukaryota; Metazoa; Cnidaria; Anthozoa; Scleractinia; Pocilloporidae. Gene Ontology annotation, cellular component: cytoplasm. The record is from RefSeq and is a predicted model, not a curated record. Gene Ontology annotation, biological process: protein phosphorylation; signal transduction.